UUCUGGCGCCCUAGCGUUUGUCUUCGGCACUCGUUGAUUGUACACAAAUGUGGACUGGACAGACACAUGCUGCUGGAGACCCAUUCACAGAUUGAUGAAUCCAGCUUGUUAUAAACACGAACAUGGAUGAAUUCGCUCCAUUAGAUUGCCUUUUGCCUUCAGGAAAACAAAGGAUUUGCUUGAUUAUCCUAAAUCAGCUGGUAGAUGAGCAGUACUUCCAUGUGCUGUGGAGUAAAGCCAAGAUCCGAGCAUGUGCAGACGGAGGUGCCAAUCAUCUGUACCGGCUCACGGAGGGUCGUCGUGACAGUUUUCUCCCAGACUACAUAAAUGGAGACUUUGAUUCAAUCCUGCCAGAGGUCAAGGCAUUUUACACCGAAAAGAACUGCAAGAUGAUGAAAACGCCAGACCAGGAUCUGACAGACUUCACUAAGUGCUUGGCCAUUGUGCUGGAGGAGAUCAAAGCACAGAAAUUGCAGAUAGACACCAUCGUAACCCUGGGUGGACUUGGAGGCCGGUUUGACCAGAUCAUGGCCACGGUGGAGACCUUGUUUCAUGCCCAGAAGAUGACGGAUCUGCCUGUGGUGGUUAUACAAGACCGUUCUCUGGCUGUCCUCCUCCAAGAAGGCAGACAGCACCAUCUGAACGUGAACACUGGCUUGGAAGGGAAAUGGUGUAGUCUGGUUCCUGUGGGCAGCCCUUGUCUAACCACCACUUCUGGGCUUAAAUGGAACUUGGCGCAGGCCAGUAUAUUGCUCCCUCCUCUUCAGCUGCACCUCUACAGAUGAUGGCACUCUCAACAGAAGCCCUGCUAACCCCAGAUUACGACACAGCCAGCACAAAGCCAUGCCGUAAAGACCCUUCUGCUCAGAUGGUCAAGGCUCCUUCUGCUUUACUGAAUACGAUUUUUGUGUCCAUUGAAAAGCACGCUUUGUGUGAGAGAGGUCAUUGACGGCAGCGUCUUCCCAGAGGUUAUUGGUAAUUCAUUGAAGGCUGUUUAAUGGACGCCCGCUGUGGCCCUGAGUGAUUUAGAACCUCAGACUCUCAUUCUUGGUAAUAGCGGCAGAAUGGGAUGAGUUUACGGCCCAUUACUAUUCUGCUCUCUUGAUAUUUCUGUAGGGGUAGAUAUCAAGGCCAAAUAUUAAAGUUAGUCAUCAGGCCAGGGAAGGAGCUGCAUUUCGAGAGGGUAAUCAUGACCGCAAUUUGAUUUUUGACAAGAACUUCAGAGAACACUUAAAGGGAGUCUCGCUGACACCUGAAGAGACCUGUAAAAAUGUAUAUAGCUCAGUCAUGUAAUGCUGCAUGUACUAUUACAGUACAUCUCACUGUAUUGAAAGGAAUGCUAAUGCUACACUGUUAGCCUGCUAACUUUUCCCCUUGACAAUGUUCGUUGUAUUUGUAUUUGUGUUUCUUCAUUGAGAGAGGAUUAAAUCUGCAGAUAGGGGAAGUAGCAAAUUUCCUUCUGUCCGUGUGAAUCUUUUAAGGACGUCGCACUGUUCUUCUCAGAAGGCCUCAGCGUGAGUUUGUGUAACUGAGAGCUUUUAUAGGCAAAGCUUGACAUUUUUUGACCAUUUGAAAGUUAAUGCCACUCACUUUUUCAAGUGAAAAUAAUAUUACUUUCUAUUCCUUUAUCCAGUCCUUCAAGUGAACAAUUCGGGAGCUAUUGUGGAUAAUGUCUUUGGCUUCCCGACAGGAAAUGAUACAACAUUAUAUAGCUCUCAGAAUUGUUGUUCACAUGCUGUCCUCUGCACAAUAGUAGUGAUCGUCUCUGUUAGUUAUGAAGCCUUGAAGGUGGGUCACCGUUUUAUAACAUACUGUAAUACGGCGUUUUGCUUUGUGUUUACCAUGUGAUAGAUCUAGACUGUCUUCCAGACUGAAAUGGUGUUGCAUAAGAUAAAUGACCAAGAACCUCUCAGUGGGGUGAUGCUGAAUAGUUGUCGGUGGGGUGUUUUUACAGAAUGGUCAAUGUGAAUAUUUAUUGUGAUUACUGUGGUUAAAGUGGGCAUUUAUAGCUUUGCUGUCGGAUUUCUGUUAUUACCAUAAAGACCUCUGAAGGACAGAAUCUAUUUAGUGUGUGUGUGUUUUUUUUUUCAAUGCAGGUAAAUGAAAGGAGAGCUUGUCUCCUUUUUGCUUUUAUUCACUAUCUCUCUCUUACUCUCUCUCCCUCUCGUCACCUACUCUCUCUCUCUCUCUCAUGUUUUGUUUUCUUCUUUAGCUUUUCCCUCAGCCUCCUAGUGUCUCAAAGGAGAGAAUAAAGAUUGUCU
This is a messenger RNA of Carassius gibelio (silver crucian carp), 2261 nucleotides long. RefSeq names its product thiamin pyrophosphokinase 1. Gene Ontology annotation, molecular function: thiamine diphosphokinase activity; thiamine binding; ATP binding. The coding region runs from base 123 to 785 and encodes 220 amino acids. Lineage: Eukaryota; Metazoa; Chordata; Actinopteri; Cypriniformes; Cyprinidae. The record is from RefSeq and is a predicted model, not a curated record. Gene Ontology annotation, biological process: thiamine metabolic process; thiamine diphosphate biosynthetic process. The transcript is spliced from 9 exons.